Pelagomonas calceolata is the source of this 1326-nucleotide messenger RNA. NCBI's taxonomy places the organism in Eukaryota, Pelagophyceae, Pelagomonadales, Pelagomonadaceae. The record is from the annotation of a GenBank genome assembly.
UAAACGCGCAGCUGCAAACGAGGCCCAAGCGGCCCAAAUCUAUCGCGCUCACGGCUAAAAGCUGGGCGAAUAGUCACCAGACGCUAUAGCCUCGCUGCUGCGACGACGUCGACGCGGCUCGCAACACUGCUUAGCGCCGGCAACCAGGCCUGAGCUCUCACAGAGCGUCACCGGAGCACGUACGACAAGAUGGCCCCCACCGGCCGACGGAGAGCCGCCCUCGUCCUCACAGCCCUAACAGCCACGGCCUUCGCGCCGCCGACGAUACAGCCCACAAGACGAGUCGCACUGAACGCCAAAGUUAAGACCAAGAAGAAGAAGAAGACCGCCAAAUCUACAGGAGGCUUCGGCGCCGCGCCGAAGAAGACAACGUUGACAGACGAAGAGAAGGAGGCCCGCGCGAUUCGGGGCGCGGUCCGCGACGCGACAACCGCUUUAGAAGAAGUGCGGGACCAGGAGGGCGAGGCCCAGGCCUGGCUGAAGCUCGGAGCUGUGUUGGUACGGGGCGGCGAGUUCUCGGAGGCCGAGCGCGUCUUCGCGGCAGGGGCCGAGAAGUUUGAUGAUGAAAUGCUGAGUGCCGCGGAAAUGACCUACCGGGGCCACUCCUUAUCCUACCAUCGGGGGCCCUGUGCGGAAUGGACCAACGCUGUAGAGUUCGACGAGUGGGUCGUCGGCGGGCCGGAGCAGAUCGAAGAUCACAGGACUGUAAGCUGGAAGCCGGAGGAGCCGCGAGCCUUCGCCUCCAAAUCACCGUUAAUCCCAAAGGACGAGUGCGACCGCGUGAUUGCGUUGUGUGAAAAACGCGCCGAAGAAAUGGGAGGCUGGCAGAAGGCGCGCCACGCCCAGGCGGCGACGACCGACAUGAACGUGAAGGACGUGCCCGAGAUCCUCGAGUGGUUCAAUUCGCGGCUCAAGUCGACGCUGUUCCCCAUGCUCGCUUCUAGGUUCCCGGACAAAAUAAAGGAUGCUGCUGAUAUACGAGCCCACGACGCGUUCAUCGUCAAAUACGACAUGGAGGGGCAACGUUCAUUACCGCUCCACGUCGACGAGAGCGCGUUUUCCUUCACGAUCGCGCUCAACGACAUGAGCGACUACGAGGGCGGCGGCACGCGCUUCGAGCGGGCGCGGCGGCCCGGCUCUUCCGAUCCUUGGAAGGAGGAGGUCUUGAACGCCGACGCGGGCGGCGUCGUCGCCUUCGCGGGGAAGGCGCGCCACGGCGGCAUGCAGAUCACGGCGGGCACGCGCUACAUCAUCCCGCUCUUCUGUUUCGUCGACGAGAACCGGUCCGGGAAGGCGCCGGGGUACGUGGUGGAGGGGCUGGGGUAA